GUAGGGGUCAGUCUGCGCGCGAAAGUGUCCAACGUUGUCCGUUCGACUACUUUGCUCGUCGGCUAGUUCGUAGGACUAUUCUUCCCAGGCAAUCGGCCCGAGUGAGAGGAAGAGGUGUUUUCUGUUUCCUACUCGUUACACUACCACAAGCCGAAACUUAUCGGCGGCUAUCCUGUUCGGGGAUUGCUGUCAGCGAGUUUUAUGUAAGCCCUUAGAUCUUAAAGAGUCUAUAUAAGCCGACGCUCUCGCUCAGGCAAUUCCUCAGUCAAAAUGCGUGCCGUUUCGUUGGUGGUGUUGUACGGCUUGUGUCUCAACGUUCCGGCUCAGAGCACUGCAAUUCUCUCCAGUUGCACCGGCGCGGUCACCGGCAGCGAUACCAAUCAAGCCAACGCAUCCAGUGUUCGACGACCGGUUACCAGUGGUUUAAAUUUUACCCACAACCAUACCGUGGCUGUCCCGAAACAUGUCUUUCAAAAAAACGUAUCCGACCUACUCGACGAAGACGAGGACGACGACGACUUGGUCGCGAACACGGGUCAGGAUUUCAAUCGCAUGUCACUCAGACCCAGUGCGCCCCAGAAUUGGAUUACACAGGUGAUAUCGACGUUGACACCGCUUCCGGAUAACCUUGGGAUCGCCUGCCAGAGGGACACGCAGACAUAUUUACAGGAACUGAGUAACUUCACCCACUGGGCCGUCAGGAUGAUGGACGCAAGCGCAAAGUUUCCCCACGGUAUUCUUAUGGGGAAUAUCCGCAGCAUGGGGGACUUCGACGAGUGUCUCUGGACGAAAACCGACCAGGAAAUUGAGCCGAAGUACUGUCUCGCCUCCGUUUAUAAUCUGGAUGUGAAGAACACGUAUCCGGUGUACGACAAGCUUCAGGAAAUCGUCCGAACGAUGACCAUCGGUCGAAUGAACAUGGAGACGUACGAAACGACCAUGGGAACAAUACCGAUGCAGAGGUCAGGACGAAUCGAGUGGGCCAUGUGCAUUCCGGCAACUUGUUCUCCGGUCGACGUUGAGAUAAUGCUGAACGCCGCCGGAAAGCGGAUCUUCCCCGAAUUGGAUAUCAGAGCGACGGUGCACUCGAAGGAUUGUUACACGAACUCGCAGCCACAGGGCUUCUCCUUGAGGGACAAGCUCAUUUUAUUAAGCAUGAUGGUCAUCGUCUCGUUGGUCGUCGUCGGGACGCUCCGGGACCAGAGUGACGGUAACAACAACGACAACCAGGACGAAGAAAAACCGUUAAGUGUGAAGAUACUAGACGCGUUCUCGUUGAAACGGUCUUGGAAAAAUCUCACCGACUUUUCGCCCAGUCGGUCCAGCAGACAGAUCGAAUGCCUGGACGGUUUACGAGGAAUUUCGUCGCUCUGGGUUGUCAUGGGCCACCAGGCUCUUCUGGCGUCCUCCAGUCCUUACUCGGACAAAGUGACUUUUUUCAAAACGCAACAGUACACCAUCCUCAUGAUUCUCUGGAAUUUCUUUUUACCCGUCGACACUUUUCUCGUCAUCGGCGGCCUCGUUCGGUGUUACAACCUGAUGCCAGGAUUGGAAAAGCGAACCGUAAAUCACUGGAAAAGUGCCAUUACAAGGUAUCUCAGACUGACGCCGGCACUCCUGGUCGUUAUCGGUCUGUACGUAUCAGUUAUGUACAGAAUAUCGAACGGACCGCUAUGGAAUCGGCACGUUGGCGAAAACAAGGUCGCUUGCGAAUGGAACUGGUGGAAGACCGUCUUCUACGUAAAUAAUUACAUAUACAACGAGCGUGAGGGAUAUCACUUGUGCCUGCUCCAAUCCUGGUACACGUCCGUGGACAUGCAGCUGUACCUGUUGGCCCCGUUGCUGAUAGUGCCGCUGUGGCGUAAUCCCAAGCUGGGCAUGACUCUCCUGAUAACAGUGGCUGGAAUCGCGACUGCAGUGGAAUACGCGACGAUUGUGUUGAACAAGUUACCGGGUCUACCGAUAACGAUGCACUCGGACGACAUUGCGAUUCUCACCUACGUACGAACUUUCUAUUUCGUUUCCCACACCAGAGCGAUGCCCUAUUUGAUCGGUAUUGCAACGGGGUAUCUAAUGCACCGGUACAAGAGCAUCACUAUGUCGAAGACGAUGCUGAGCACAGGCUGGCCAUUGGCGAUGCUUGGACUGUUUUGGCCUCUCUUCGGAUCUCUGGGUUAUCUGGCAGUCGAUUAUCCGCUUGGAUCUUGGAGACACGCGUACUUCGGAGCGUUUCACAAGACUGUUUGGGCCGUGGCCAUUUCCUGGAUAAUUGUCGCCUGUCAUAACGGCUACGGAGGACCGGUCAACGCGUUUCUUUCCAGCAGGGUAUUGAAGUUCCUCUCAAGAAUAUCGUAUUCCGUAUUUCUGCUUCACCUGGGAAUCCUCGUGUGCUUCACAGGAUACCUGAGAGUUCCGAAGCAUACAGAUUUUCCCUCAAUAAUGAAGGAGAUGGUCGGUGAACUGAGCGUCGUUAUCAUCCUGUCGAUCAUCCUUCAUCUCAGCGUCGAGGCGCCGUUCGCGGAACUGUCUCAAAUAGUAUUCAGAAAAACCAAGCGGGAAGUGAAGAAGUUAAAGUAGCUUUCGACUAACGUUAUUACCCGAUGUCGAUGUCGCUCGUAGAAUCGCGUCGUUUACCCAAAGUGCCGCUAUCAUAACGGGGCAUUUAUUGUUAUCGAUAUUUAUAUAAGUACCACUCGGCAACAUUCGAGCUGGGAAAAAGACAAAUGAGUGAAUUAUGUUGUUGUAUAUAUGUUGUAUAUUGUACGUAGGUAUUUAUUUUUACGAAUGGCGCUAAGCUGAGACGCCUGCGACGUUCACUUGAGUAGCCUGUAUAAAUAAAACGAAUAUUCUUCAUGUUAUAUAAUAUAA
Molecule: messenger RNA, 2868 nt
Organism: Neodiprion fabricii
Lineage: Eukaryota; Metazoa; Arthropoda; Insecta; Hymenoptera; Diprionidae
Product: nose resistant to fluoxetine protein 6-like
Exons: 11
Coding region: 271-2577 (768 amino acids)
Molecular function (GO): acyltransferase activity, transferring groups other than amino-acyl groups
Source: RefSeq, a predicted model, not a curated record